AUGGCCAGCGCCGUGUCAUCCCUUCAUCACGCCGGGUCAGGCAAUGAACGCUUCAACGCCGAAGCGGCCUCGUGGGACCGCAACCCCUUCGUCCACCGCGCGAGCAAGUGUGCGGCGAGUGCGAUCAUCCCGCGGUUCCCAGCCUUGAAAACCCCACCGGGCCCCGACGGCCUGGAUAUCCUGGAGAUCGGCUGCGGCACGGGCUUGCUCUCGUUCAUGCUGGCGCCCUAUGCCCGACGUCUGGUCGCCGUCGACGCCGCCGAGGGCAUGAUCGACGUGCUCAAGACCAAGCUGCAGACCACCCCGGGGGCGCCGCAGAACAUCGUCCCCGUGGCGGUGCUGUUGGAGGAUCCGGAGGACAAACAUCUCCCUCCCGCCAACGACAAGGACCCGGACGGAAAGAGGCUCAAGUUCGACUUGAUUACCUCGCACCUGGUCCUGCACCACAUCCCGGACCUGAAGGCCGUGCUGACCACCAUGCUCGGCUGCCUCAAGGACGGUGGCAGCCUGGCGUUGACCGACUUCGAGGACACGGGCCCGGAGUCGAAGCGGUUCCACGCUCAGUCGAGGAUGGGCGGCGUCGAACGACACGGCAUCAACCGCGCCGCGAUGGAAGCCCUGUUGAACGAGGUCGGCUUCGUCAACGUCCGCGUCGAGACGGCCUGGAGCAUGGACAAGUCCGUCGAGAAGUUCGAGGGCGAGUUUGGGGACGCGGGCAGACCGGGCGAGGGCCAGGGCGAGAUUCGCAGCUUUCCCUUUGUCUUGUGUACAGGUGAAAGGAAGUUCUGUCAGUGA
Molecule: messenger RNA, 795 nt
Organism: Fonsecaea erecta
Lineage: Eukaryota; Fungi; Ascomycota; Eurotiomycetes; Chaetothyriales; Herpotrichiellaceae
Exons: 1
Coding region: 1-795 (264 amino acids)
Source: RefSeq, a predicted model, not a curated record